AGUUCCAUUGUGCUACCCAAAGUGAGCGGAGAUCGCGCGCGUGUGCUUCAACUCUGUGCGCAGAGCAAAUCAGUGAUCAAUUAGCACUUUUUGGUGAUCAUCCCGGAGACACUCUCAGGCCUCUUUGCCAUGUCGUCGAGUGAUCCCGGGAUUGUUUGUUUCCAGCACUGUGGCCCCAAAGUUUUCUGCAUUAGACUCCCCGAGAGGUGUCCAUCGUGCACCCGGGAUCUCCUGGAAGCCUCCUUCAAGCUUAUGCCAUUCCGACUGCCCUUCCCAUUCGUGAGGGCAUCCCAGUACCCAGGAGCUGUUGUUCUCAGGCCCACAGCUGGAGAUUUUCUAAAUGAGUAUUUUAACAGCAAGGAUCUCCAUAUUGGGGUUACAACCUCAACGGGGGCCAUUGUGGAGUUUGAUCGAUGUGGCCUAAGGCGGCAUACCGACAAAGGGAGUCAAAGUUCAUGGGGACAGAGUCUGCUAGUAGAACAAAUACCUGAAGCAUGGAUUGAUCACUGGGAUGCAAUCCUACUGCAAACUUGCAAAAAGCCUGGAUGGUCCUCGGAGGAAUACAGGGAGGACACAAAUAACUGCUACACUUUCGUUCUGACCUUCCUAGAGGCCCUGGGCUAUGGGGAGCUGAGUAAAGCCGCCCAGAAUCGAACACUCUUCUGUGAGAAGUACAUCGUGCCACGGACAACAGCAGCAGGCAAAUAUAUUUCACUCUACAGGAAAAUUCGAGACAACGGGCUGUACAUUCAUUCCCCAGCGAAUGGCAUGACUCCCAGUGGACACCAUGGGCUAGAGAAGCCAAGCUUCGGUCUUGGCGGCAAACUCUGCAGCAUUCGCGAAUGAUGCGCAUCGGCAUUUAUUUAUUCUCGCAUUUUAUAGUUAACUUCAUUCUUUUUUUAGUCUUGCGAUGUGUAAUUUAUUGACGGCGAGAGGGUGUGGGUGGUGUAUUCCCAUGAAUAUGAUAUUCGAUGUGAAAAUUGUAUUCGACACCCCCGUGCUGAUGGGGGAGAGCAAAACUCUCAAAUUAAAAGGGGUGGGGUGUGAUAAAGACAGUGUGUGGCUAAUAAAUAUUAGAUUGUUGCUUUUCACAACAGAA
Lutzomyia longipalpis is the source of this 1099-nucleotide messenger RNA. RefSeq names its product MKRN2 opposite strand protein. The coding region runs from base 130 to 846 and encodes 238 amino acids. The record is from RefSeq and is a predicted model, not a curated record. Lineage: Eukaryota; Metazoa; Arthropoda; Insecta; Diptera; Psychodidae. The transcript has 4 exons.